UGUCUCUGUCGCCCCCCCCAGCGGUGGUCCGGACUGGGAUGUGACCUGUUGCUGGGAUCUUCCUCCUCCUCAGUGAAGCUCAGAGAUGACUCGGGUGUCGGCUGUCGUCCUGCAGGCUGCAUCUCUUCACAUCACCUGCCUCUUCCUCCUGCUGCAGCCUGCAGAGUCCAGAACCGACCCGAACACCAGAACCUGGAGCCAAACGGGCCCGCGGCUGCAGCUGUCCCACUCAGAUCUGAGGAACGGGUCUGCGGUGUUCUGGGAGUCCGGGGUCAGCGGGGGCUACCAGGUCCUGCUGCUGGACGAGGACCGGGGUCGGCUGCUGGUGGGAGGGAAGGAUCACAUCUACCUGCUGAGUCCUGACAGUUUGGACCGGCCCACACGGACGGUCUUCUGGCCUGCAGCUCCAGAACACGUGGAGCGCUGCAGGUUAGCAGGAAAAAGUCUGGAGAGAGAUUGUGCCAACUUUGUGCGUCUGCUGCAGCCGUUCAAUAAGACUCAUGUUUACGCCUGUGGAACCGGAGCCUUCCACCCACAGUGCACGUACGUGCACCUGGGCCACAACGCAGAGGAGCCGUUGUUCCUGUUGUCCCCCACAGAGGAGUCAGGACGAGGAAAAUGUCCCUUCAGUCCCAGAGAGACUUUCACAGCCAGGCUGAGCGACGGCGAGCUGUACGCCGGCACCUCCGUGGACUUCAUGGGCGCCAACGCGGCGAUCUUCCGCACGUCGGUCCGGAGCGGCAGCCAGCAUUACAUCCGGACCGAAGCCUACGAUCAGAACUGGCUGAACGAACCAGAGUUUGUGGGGUCCUUCUCCAUCCCUGACACUCACAGUCCGGACGACGACAAACUUUACUUCUUCUUCAAGGAGAAGGCUGUGGAGACGGGCCAGUGGGACCAGAGGGUCUACAGCCGAGUGGCUCGAGUCUGCAAGAAUGAUGUUGGUGGGAAGAGGAGUCUGAUCAACCGCUGGACCACCUUCCUCAAAGCCAGACUGGUCUGUUCGGUCCCUGGUCCGUCUGGAGUGGACACACACUUCGAUGAGCUGGAGGACAUCUUUGUCCUGGAGACAAAAGACCCUCAGAACCCGACGGUCUACGGCGUCUUCAAGACAUCCAGCUCCUUGUUUCACGGCUCGGCGGUCUGUGUUUACUCCAUGGCGUCGAUCCGAGCUGCGUUCAACGGACCGUUUGCUCACAAAGAAGGUCCGGACUACCGCUGGGUCGAGUACAAGGGACGCAUCCCCUAUCCAAGACCCGGAACUUGUCCCAGUGAGACGUACGACGCUCAGCACAAGUCCACCAAGGACUUCCCGGACGAGGUGGUGAGCUUCAUGCGGCAGCACCAGCUGAUGUGGGAACCGGUCCUGCCUCUGGGGGGCCGACCGGUCCUGACCCGGGUCAACUCCCCCUACAUGCUGAGCAAGGUGGUGGUGGACAGAGUGGACGCUGAGGACGGACAGUAUGAUGUCUUACACCUGGGGACAGAUGAUGGGAAGGUUCUGAAAGCUUUGUCUGUCAUCAAAGACAGCUGGGAGACGGAGGAGAUCCUGCUGGAGGAACUCAGCGUCUUCCAGGCGGGCUCGCAGACAGGAUGUGAAGUACGGAGACCCUUGGAGUCAGUGUCCGGUCACAGAGGACGACUCAGAUUCGGUGGCGGUGAAGGAGGUUUACGGCGUGGAGGGAAACUCCUCCUUCUUGGAGUGCCUCCCUCGGUCUCUGCAGGCCGAGCUGAGGUGGGCCAUGUCAGACGGUCUGGACAAACCCUUCAGACAGCUGCAGAACGAUGAAGAUCGGAUCCUCCUCCUCAAGCGAGGGUUGCUGGUUCAACGCCUGGACCCGAGCGACGCAGGUCUGUACAGCUGCACCAGCCACGAGCACUCCUACAGCCUGGUUCUGACCCGGUACCGCCUGCACGUCGUCCCCAGCCACAGCCUCCACCCGACCCGCCACCUGCAGAACCACAGCAACCACCCAGCCCCUCUGAGUCCGUCCAGGACCGGCGGGUACCUGGGCCAGCCGGGCGGUUCUGUGCCGGGUCUCGGGAACUCUCUGAGGAGCUACAAAGACCUGCAGAUGGUGGGGGGCACCGGACUGAGCAUGGACGAGUGCGAGCAGCUGUGGCACCGCGAGAAGCGCCGGCAGCACAAACUUCGGGCUCUGAAACUGAAACAGGAGAACCGCAAGGCCCGGGUCAGGAGGAACCCCCCCGAGACCCCCCUUUAGUCCCCCCGGAGGACACCGAGACUCUUUAAAGGACAACAGAGGAAGAGGACAGGUCCAACAGUUUUAAUAUAAACUAACAUUUAUCAACUGGUUCUUUUAUAAAUUAAAUCAUUUUAUCCAUAAAAUACUCUUAAAGUUCUAAUAAGCUUUUAGGUUCUUCUUAUUAUGGGAUGUCUGCAGCACCUCAGGAGCUUCUUUCAGUUUUACACUGUUAGAAUCACAAAACGAUGAAAAAUCAAAGAUAAAUAUCUGAUUUCAGACAGAAGAAUAAACAGAAUCUGAACUCAAAUAUAAAAAGUUUCUGUUUGUUCUCAAACCUCACUGAACACAAACUGUUAUAUUCUUGUAUAAUAAAAGUUUUCAUUAUGUAGAAUUUAUAUUUUGUGUUUAAAUAAACCGUUUCUCUUUUAA
This is a messenger RNA of Austrofundulus limnaeus, 2636 nucleotides long. RefSeq names its product semaphorin-3D. Gene Ontology annotation, cellular component: plasma membrane. Lineage: Eukaryota; Metazoa; Chordata; Actinopteri; Cyprinodontiformes; Rivulidae. Gene Ontology annotation, biological process: semaphorin-plexin signaling pathway; axon guidance; neural crest cell migration. The record is from RefSeq and is a predicted model, not a curated record. Gene Ontology annotation, molecular function: chemorepellent activity; semaphorin receptor binding.